Messenger RNA from Dictyostelium purpureum, 705 nucleotides. RefSeq lists its product as uncharacterized. The coding region runs from base 1 to 705 and encodes 234 amino acids. The transcript has 3 exons. The record is from RefSeq and is a predicted model, not a curated record. NCBI's taxonomy places the organism in Eukaryota, Evosea, Eumycetozoa, Dictyosteliales, Dictyosteliaceae.
AUGAACGAUUAUUUUGUUUUAUUUUGUCAAACCAUUAUCACAUUGGUUUUUUCCUUCUUAUUUGGUUUGGGUUUAAUCAAAUACUAUUUCAACAAAAAUAGCAACUACAACUGCAAUGACAACCAUAAUCACAGCUACAAUUACAACAAUAAAGGACCAUCAGACUACCCUGCAUUCAACCAAAACGAAUCACGUCAUUCCGUUUCAGGUGUACAACAAUCGAACACCAAUACAGAAUCAGGUCAUAUUAAUAAAAGGGAACCAUCUGACUACCCUGCAUUCAACCAAAGCGAAUCACGUCAUUCCAUUUCAGGUGCAACUCAGUCAAGCAAUGAUCAAGAAUCAGGUCAUAUCCAUAAAAGAGCCUCAUCAAACUACCCAACAUUUAACCAAGAUGAAGCACGUUAUUCCGUUUCCGGUGUCCCACAAGAAAACAAUUCUCAAGAAUCAGGUCAUAAAAGAGAACAAACAAGCUACCCUGAUUUCAAUAAAAAUGAAUCACAUUUUUCUUUUUCUGGUUCACCACAAUCAUACAAUAACCCAGAAUCACCAUGUAACGGAGAGCCACCAUCUGUUGAGGAAAUAACCAAAUCAUUUACCAUUUACACCAUUACAAAUCCAAUCGAUAAUACCAAUUUUAGAAUCAGUGAAUAUAUGUUUAAUAUUCUCAAAGUACAAGUAUACCAAUUUAAAUCCAAUUACUAG